UGUGAAGCAAAAAUGGAAAAAGAAAACUUUCUGGUAGGUGUUGUCUUGAUCUCGGAUUCCAGAUUGAUUCGCUGACGAACUCGCUCUCCGAUUUCUCUGCUUCGUCUUCCUCUUCUUCUUCUGGUCAUCCGGAAAAGAUGAACGGCGGUCCCUCCGGUUUCAGUAAUGCUCCGGUCGCGAAAGCCUUCGUCAUAGCGAGUGCCAUUUUCACCGUGUUCUUCGGGAUCCGGGGCCGUUCCUCUAAGCUCGGAUUGUCUUACCAGGAUAUUUUUGAGAAGUUCCGGAUCUGGAAGUUAAUCUUGUCGAUUUUCGCAUUCUCGUCUACCCCAGAGCUGAUGUUCGGCUUAUAUUUAUUAUACUACUUCAGAGUUUUUGAGAGACAGAUAGGCUCGAAUAAAUACUCGGUCUUUAUCUUGUUCUCAACGACCGUUUCACUAUUACUGGAGACCGUCUUGCUAUCACUACUUAAAGAUCCCACAGCAAACCUACUUACCUCUGGACCAUACGGCCUCAUAUUUGCGUCAUUUGUACCCUUUUACUUUGAUAUCCCGGUUUCAACAAGGUUUCACGUGUUUGGUGUGCAUUUCUCUGAUAAGUCCUUCAUAUAUCUGGCAGGUCUCCAGCUUCUACUAUCAUCUUGGAAAAGAUCUAUAUUUCCUGGAGUUUGCGGCAUACUAGCUGGUUCUCUAUACCGGUUGAAUUUCCUUGGCAUCCGCAAGGCAAAGUUCCCUGAGUUUGUGAGUUCAUUCUUUUCCCGGCUUUCUUUUCCAUCAUCCAUUGGGAGCUCUCCUCGAACUCCUAGCAGGAAUGUCCUCGGUAGUGUGUCAACUCAUCCGGGUCGUCAAACCGAGUUUCAGAGAUCUUUCCCAGCCUCAAUCCCGCCAUUGGAGCCACCAGAGGAAGCCAUAGCAACGCUGGUCUCGAUGGGUUUUGACAGGAACGCAGCAAGACAGGCUCUGGUCCAAACCAGAAACGAUGUCAAUGCAGCCACCAACGCCCUUCUCGAAGCACAGUCCCACUAACUGGGAAAAGGCUGGUCUCUAUAAUUUUAAUGGCGAGAAUUCAAGAACAGCGCGAUUGAUUUCCCCACGUGAGAGAGAUCACGAGCAAGAAGACAGAUGAUCUCUGCCUUCACCAAAAAGCUGAUACGUUACCGCCAUCCACAUGGUCGGGCUAAAGAUUUGACAGUUCCUUUGGUAUCAAAGUUUUAGGACAAAGUGCAUAAGUUGUGUAGCAGAUGUGCAGUCUUUGCCUUUUCAUAGUUGGAAGAAAAUGUCGAGAAUCUUUUUAUACUCUGGCCACAUAUCCUCAAGGCUAAUAAGCAAUUUCUGAA
This is a messenger RNA of Tarenaya hassleriana, 1333 nucleotides long. Its product is annotated as rhomboid-like protein 20. The transcript is spliced from 9 exons. The record is from RefSeq and is a predicted model, not a curated record. The coding region runs from base 138 to 1022 and encodes 294 amino acids. Gene Ontology annotation, cellular component: membrane. Lineage: Eukaryota; Viridiplantae; Streptophyta; Magnoliopsida; Brassicales; Cleomaceae. Gene Ontology annotation, molecular function: serine-type endopeptidase activity; protein binding.